This is a messenger RNA of Brugia pahangi, 1785 nucleotides long. The record is from the annotation of a GenBank genome assembly. NCBI's taxonomy places the organism in Eukaryota, Metazoa, Nematoda, Chromadorea, Rhabditida, Onchocercidae.
AUGGCAUCAUUACAAGCACACGAAGAUACCGAUGACAAUCUUUAUCCUAUUGCUAUACUCAUUGACGAACUUCGAAAUGAAGAUGUACAACUACGUUUGAAUAGUAUACGUAAAUUAUCAACUAUUGCGCUUGCACUGGGCGUUGAACGUACACGUGGCGAAUUAAUUCAGUUCUUAACAGACACUAUCUACGACGAAGAUGAAGUACUUCUUGCUUUGGCCGAACAAUUAGGCAACUUCACGCCAUUAGUUGGUGGCCCAGAUUAUGUCUACUGUUUGCUUCCACCACUUGAAAAUUUAGCUACUGUUGAGGAAACCGUAGUGCGUGAUAAAGCUGUGGAAAGUUUACGCAAAAUCGCAGAUAAACAUUCAAGUGCUGCUCUCGAAGAACACUUCAUCCCAAUGAUCAGACGUUUAGCUACAGGUGAUUGGUUCACAUCGCGAACCUCGGCAUGUGGACUUUUCAGUGUCGCUUAUCCCAGAGUGAGUCCUGCUAUAAAGUCGGAGCUUCGGAAUUUAUUUCGUACAUUAUGUCGUGAUGACACACCGAUGGUGCGACGUGCCGCAGCUUCAAAAUUAGGCGAGUUUGCCAAAGUUUUCGAAGCCGAUUUUCUUCGCGACGAACUCCUCCAGAUGUUUAUGGAUUUGGCUUCAGAUGAGCAGGAUUCUGUGCGAUUGUUAGCAGUUGAAGCAUGCAUUUCUAUCGCUGCUUUGUUGACGGAAGAACAACGGAAAGAGCUCAUUAAACCAGUUCUGAUCAAUCUAAUUGAGGACAAAAGCUGGCGUGUGCGUUAUAUGGUGGCUGAGAAAUUCACUGACAUACAAUCUGCUGUUGGCAAAGACAUAACAAUAAACGAGCUUCUCCCGGCAUUCAGCAGUCUUCUGAAGGAUAUGGAAGGCGAAGUACGUAGUGCAGCUGCUGCAAAAAUACAAGCAUUUUGUGCUGCACUUCCUGCAAUUGGUCGAGAAAAAGCAAUUUUGACUCAUGUCUUACCUGUUGUUAAAGAGCUUGUUAGCGAUCCAAAUCAGCAUGUAAAAACAGCACUUGCAUCUGUGGUCAUGGGUUUAGCUCCAAUACUUGGAAAAGAUCUCACGAUGGAGCACCUUCUACCAAUUUAUUUGACCCUUUUGCGUGAUGAAACUGCCGAAGUUCGAUUAAACAUAAUUUCUUCACUGGACAAGGUGAAUGAAGUAAUCGGUGCAUCGCAAUUGUCACAGUCGUUGUUACCGUCAAUUGUAGAAUUAGCUGAAGAUGGCAAAUGGCGUGUACGUCUAGCAAUUGUUGAUUUCAUGCCUUUGCUUGCUGCUCAAUUGGGACAAGAAUUUUUCGAUGAGAAAUUGCUUCCGCUUUGUAUGGCAUGGCUAACCGAUCAUGUUUAUGCCAUACGCGAAGCAGCGACUGGAAUUCUGAAACAACUAACGGAAAAGUUUGGUGCUGAUUGGGCGAUGAAACAGGUGGUUCCAAAGGUAACAGCACUUGCGACCGAUACAAACUAUUUGCAUCGUAUGGCAUGCUUAUUUUGCUUCAAUACUCUUUGUGAAGCUCUGGGUGCAGAGCAUACUCUUAAAGAAAUCUUCCCUGUAGUACAACAGCUAAGUGAUGACCAUGUGCCGAAUGUCAGAUUCAAUGUUGCUAAAACUCUUCUCCGUAUUGGUCAUACGGUUGAUCAGGGAAUAGUUAACAGUCAGAUCAAACCAUUACUGAUUAAAAUGUGUAAUGAUAGCGAAUUCGACGUCAGAUAUUUUGCUGACGAGACGCGAAUGGCAUUGGGACUGACAAAUUAA